Pelagomonas calceolata is the source of this 1317-nucleotide messenger RNA. NCBI's taxonomy places the organism in Eukaryota, Pelagophyceae, Pelagomonadales, Pelagomonadaceae. The record is from the annotation of a GenBank genome assembly.
AAAUUGCGUUCGGCGACCAUCCAGCAUUUAGAGCAAAGCGAGACGUUGGUUGUGUUUUUAGUCCAUUCAUGCGGCCGUGCUUGCAGGUGGCUCAGCGUUACAGCGCGCGGCGGCCGCUACAGAGGGCCCUCCAAAGCAGCGCCCUCUGGCAUCGGUCCCGGGCGACGCGGCAGCCGUCGAGGCGUGCUGAUGGGUCGCAACGACGCCAGAGGUCGACCUGGGCACCCGCGACAGCAGCAGUCCACGCCGACGCCGGGAUCGACAAAACGUCACACGACAGCGACGUCGCUCCACCGAUUGGUCUCUCGACAACCUUCGACGACGGCGCCGACCACGUGUACUCGCGGAUUAGCGCGCCGACGCGAGAACGCUGCGAAGCUGUGCUCGCGGCGCUCGAGGGCGGCGGGGGUGCGCGCGCGGUGCUGUUCGCGAGCGGCAACGCGGCGACGCACGCCGUGCUCGCGAGCCUCGCGGCGCGCGCGCGCGAGAACGGGCGGACGCCGCGCGUCGCCACCGACGGCAUCGGCUACCACGGCACGCGCGACGCGGUCGCGGCCCUCGGCCCCGCCGUCGAGAUGGUUGGCGGGGCCGCCGAUUUAGGCGAGGGCGACGUCGUCUGGCUCGAGAGCCCGCGGAACCCGGACCUGCGCGUGCCGGACGUCGCGGGGGCCUGCGCCGGACCCGCUGACGUGGUCGUCGACGCGACCUUCGCACCGCUUGCGCAGAGGCUGUUGGACGACGACGUUGCCUGCGUUAUCCAUUCGGCGACGAAGGGCCUCGGCGGCCACUCGGACCUCCUGGGGGGCGUUGCGAUCACACGCGAUGGGGAGCUGGCGGACCGCCUGGCGUGGCACCGGACCGCGGCCGGCGCGGCGCCCGGGUCCCUGGACUGCUGGCUGCUGCUGCGGUCGUUGCGGACGCUUGACGUCCGCGUCACUCGGCAGAACGCCACGGCACAGCGCGUCGCCGAGGCGCUCGAGGCCUCCGGGCUACUGCAACGGGUCCUGUACCCCGGGCUCGCUUCGCACCCGGAUCACGCCGUCGCAACGCGCCAGAUGACGUCGUACGGGUCGAUCCUCGCGGUCGAGUGCCGGUCCGAGGCCGCGGCGCGGGCCCUGCCCGAGACGCUGGCGCUCUUCCGGAGCGCGACGUCGCUGGGCGGCGUCGAGUCGCUCGCGGAGUGGCGCCGCAAGUACGACGACGCCGUGAGCCCGCUCCUCGUCCGCCUGUCUAUCGGCCUCGAGGACCCGGACGAUCUUAUUGAUGAUCUGUUAUCGGCGUUGCGGCGGCUCGAAUGACUUUGCGUUUGAUUAUAAG